Messenger RNA from Linum trigynum, 2807 nucleotides. The record is from the annotation of a GenBank genome assembly. NCBI's taxonomy places the organism in Eukaryota, Viridiplantae, Streptophyta, Magnoliopsida, Malpighiales, Linaceae.
CCGCAUUGUGAAUGAAAGUGAAACAGGUUAGAGAUCAUCAAUCAUUAAUCUGGCUAGUGGCUAGGGGGAAUCAUACCUAAGUGAGUUCCCAACCUGUAAUUAGAUUAACUUUAACUGUAGUUUGCUAGAGUAGUUUUAGUUCUUUCAUCUUAAUCUGAUUUGCUAAAUAAUAAACUGAAGCUGAGUAAUAGUAACUCUAGAGACCCGUGGAUUCGAUAUUUUUCACUUGAGCCACUAUACUGCAGUCCCUUUCAUUGGUUACACUUGGCCUUUGUUAGGUGUUGUGUUUUAGAGCAUCAAGUUUUUUGGCGCCGUUGCCGGGGACUUUCUAGAGUAUUAGGAAAGGCAGAAGUUUGUUACUUUAGCAUUUUUCUUUUCUUUUCCACCCUUGCUUUUCACUUGGGUGUUUUUGUUUUUGUUGGUGCAGAUCUGAAUCAUGGAUCCUAAUGGCUUCUCCAAUCAUUGGGGGUAUCCACCACCACCUGAGUGGUAUUACCCCAAGACUCCCUGGAGCAAUCAAGGAAGAGAAGACUAUGGAUUCGGGUUCCAGUACCAACCCCCUUACUACGGAGAACAACCGGAUCCCUGGGCAUAUCAAGAACAACCUCAUUACCAAGAAGAAUUUUUCCCACAACCAGAGGGGCCAUUGGAGCUGGAGUUACCCAUGGCGGCCUUCACGGGCCAUUCUGCAGAGCCAUGCUACACUCCACAGCCAGAUCCACACUAUGAAUUGAGACUUCUCAUGGAGCAGUUUGCUCGAGACUGUGAUAGAACAUGCUCCAGGAUGGAUCAUUGUGUCCAGGCCUAUCGUGAAACAGAGGAGAUCCUCCUGAGCCUUAAGAAGAGCGUCGAUGAUCUUGAGCGAUCUUGGGCACAGCCUGCUCCAGAUCACCCUUCUGCUACCAUACAAGAAGAGGAGGAGGAAGAAGAAGGCUACAAGGACAUUGUGGAGCACACUGAAGUUGUCACGGAGAGCUCCCGUGAUGAUCAUGAUCAGGAGUGUCCUGUCGUAGCCGACCACACCUUCCCACACCCCAAACUGCGCUUUGAAGAGGCGGGCAUGAGUGAGGAGCUGCAAGAAGAUCUCAUGAAAGAAAUUGCUUGGCAACUUGCUCUCCAAUCCGUGCUAGAAGAAGAAGAGCAACAAAGGGUGCAGAAAGAAGUUGUGGAGGAUGACGAAAGUGAAGCAGGAGGAGUUCUUGAUCAUUUCCCAGGGGUGAUACCACAUGAAGAAGAAAGGGGGGUCGAAGAAGAAAUUGGCGUCCAGGCUGAGGACGGAGUUAAGGUGGAAGAGGCCUGCACCGGCCAUGAGUUACAUGUGAUAUCUCCACCAAACUUCGAGGAACUGCUUAGCAAGGACCCAUUUGCAGUGUCUCUUUGCCAGACCAAGGCCACCUCGACAUCGGUCCCUCUUGGUGGACGCGAUGGUGGCCAAUCGAUGCUGUCAUAUCUGGUUUGGGGCAAUGAGACGAGAGAAGAGAAGGACAGGUCUCGAGGGUGGAGACUUCAUCUGCAUCAAGUACAUGAGCCUUCAUCACCUGCCACACCACAUGCUCGUGACUUGAGACUCCACCUCAUCGACGAGAACCUCAACUUCAAGGAGGUUCUAGCAUGGACCGAAACUUAGGAUCCAUCGUCCGGCUCACGACGUGAAAGAAGCGCUUGUUGGGAGGCAACCCAACCAGUCGGUUUGCAUUUCUGUCUCUAUUUCUCCUCGGUUGAGUCAGUUUUGCUAUUUGAUUUUAGAGUCAAUAACUCAACCUUUGUGAGAUUUUGUGUGGUGUUUGUGUUCUGAUUACUCUCUCUUUCUGGAUGGCACCGCCUGACCCGUUCAUCAUCAUUCACCCUUGAUCUGGUAACUUCGUUCUACCCUCCUUAUCUUUGCUCCAUUGAGGACAAUGUCGUGCUUAAGUGUGGGGGGAUGUUCGAUUAUGUAUGCGGGUGAAUGUUUGGUUGUUUGUGUGCUUGGAGCCUAGUCCACUGUCCAAAUUUUUAAAUUUGAGGGCUCCAAGUACGUGUUCCUUGCAAUUGCCUGCUCAGUAUGCUUUGAAUUGACAGUCUCUAUAGUAAUAUGCAACCUAGGGAGGUGGUGUAGCACUAUGGAGGAUGUUGAUGCAUUUAGGAAAUCUCAUUUCUUCUUCAUAUUGUGUUGGUUGAUUGAGUGAAUUAGUAAUCUUAGGACCCUUGAAUUGUGUGGUGUUGUGGAUUCUCUGCCUGUCAUGGACUCUUGUAUCAUAUUUUAAGUUUAACAGGUGCUCGAAAAUCCGCUUCAAAAUAACGUCUCCCGUGCGAAUAGGGCGAAAGUGUGUAAGGGGAGACGGGAAUCCGUUCCCAAUUUCCACCUACUACCUCCAGCCCCCUUACAUGUCUUUCCCCCGCACGAGGCUUGAGACAUCCGCUCCUGGCAUGGCCGGUAAGAGCAGGUUGGGAACCUUGGAAAAAAAAAGAAGAAAAGAAAAAAUAACAGAAAACAAGCAAAACAGAAAGAAAAGGGGUUCGAACCAUCUUCAAGAAGAAAAAAAGAGAGCACCUUGAAAAAUGUGAGUCCAUGAUCUUUUGUUUUUGAGAAUCUCUUCAUCCACAAUUCAUUUGUCCUCUGUUCACUAUUUGCCAUGAUGCCGACUCGAUACUAGUGCUCUCGCCGAAGAAGCUAUGAGAUGACUUGUGCGUUGGUUGACCUCGUAAGUUGCUAAAUGAUCUAGGAAGUCCUCUACCUACGAUCUGGGUUGUUUGUUGCUAUAGAGGUCUGGAGAGCUGCAUUGGUUUGAGUUAGGUUUGCUUGGGGACAAGAAAACGGUUAAGUGUGG